AUGUUAUCUCGUACUGCUUUGCGUUCGGCUAUCAGAGCGAUUGCCGCUGCACAAUUGAACAGGGGCGUCCAGAGAGUUGCUAGACCAGCUUUAAAGAUUGCUGGUAGGAGGUUUGCAUCUGCAAAGGCUCAGCCCACUGAGGUUUCUUCUAUUUUGGAGGAGCGUAUUAGGGGUGUUUCUGAUGAGGCUAAUCUAAAUGAAACCGGUAGGGUGUUGUCUGUUGGGGAUGGUAUUGCCAGAGUUUUUGGGUUGAACAAUGUUCAGGCGGAAGAGUUGGUUGAGUUUUCCUCUGGUGUCAAAGGUAUGGCUUUGAACUUGGAACCGGGUCAGGUCGGUAUUGUGUUGUUUGGUUCUGACAGAUUGAUUAAAGAGGGUGAGGUUGUCAAAAGAACAGGCAGAAUUGUCGAUGUGCCAGUUGGGCCAGGUAUGUUGGGGCGUGUUGUUGAUGCUUUAGGUAAUCCUAUUGAUGGUAAAGGAGCCAUCAAGGCUGCAAAGAGAUCCAGAGCUCAAGUCAAGGCACCUGGUAUUUUGCCAAGAAGAUCUGUUUUUGAGCCUAUGCAGACCGGUUUGAAGGCCGUUGAUGCUCUAGUGCCAAUUGGCAGAGGCCAAAGAGAGUUGAUUAUUGGUGACAGACAAACCGGUAAGACGGCUGUUGCCUUGGAUACAAUUCUAAACCAGAAGAGAUGGAAUGACGCUAACGACGAGUCCAAAAAGUUGUACUGUGUUUACGUAGCUGUCGGUCAAAAGAGAUCUACUGUUGCUCAAUUGGUGCAGACCUUGGAGCAACACGAUGCUUUGAAAUACUCUGUCAUUGUGGCUGCUACCGCAUCCGAAGCUGCUCCAUUGCAAUACAUUGCUCCAUUUACUGCCGCUGCCAUUGGUGAAUGGUUUAGAGACAACAGCAAACACGCCUUGAUUAUCUACGAUGACUUGUCUAAGCAAGCUGUGGCUUACCGUCAAUUAUCUUUGUUGUUGAGACGUCCUCCAGGUCGUGAGGCUUACCCAGGUGAUGUCUUUUACUUACAUUCCAGAUUAUUGGAAAGAGCUGCCAAGAUGUCCGAGAAGAACGGUGGUGGUUCUUUGACCGCUUUGCCAGUUAUUGAAACUCAAGGUGGUGAUGUUUCCGCUUAUAUUCCAACCAACGUCAUUUCCAUCACUGAUGGUCAAAUCUUCUUGGAAGCUGAAUUGUUCUACAAGGGUAUUAGACCAGCCAUCAAUGUCGGUUUGUCUGUCUCUCGUGUCGGUUCUGCCGCUCAAGUUAAGGCUUUGAAGCAAGUUGCUGGUUCCUUAAAAUUGUUCUUGGCUCAAUACAGAGAAGUUGCUGCUUUCGCACAAUUUGGUUCCGAUUUGGAUGCUUCCACCAAGCAAACUUUGGCUAGAGGUGAAAGAUUGACCCAAUUGUUGAAGCAAAGCCAAUAUUCUCCAUUAUCUGCUGAAGAGCAAGUCCCUUUGAUCUAUGCUGGUGUUAACGGUUAUUUAGACAAUGUAGAGUUGUCCAGAAUUGCUGAAUUUGAAACGGAAUUCUUGGCCUACUUGAAGUCUAGUCACGAUGAAAUCAUCUCUGCCAUAAGAGAAAAGGGUGAGUUGUCUAAGGAUUUGUUGUCUACCUUGAAGUCUGCUACUGAGUCCUUUGUUGCUACCUUCUGA
Messenger RNA from Eremothecium cymbalariae DBVPG#7215, 1647 nucleotides. RefSeq names its product F1F0 ATP synthase subunit alpha (gene ATP1). NCBI's taxonomy places the organism in Eukaryota, Fungi, Ascomycota, Saccharomycetes, Saccharomycetales, Saccharomycetaceae. Gene Ontology annotation, molecular function: proton-transporting ATP synthase activity, rotational mechanism; ATP binding; ADP binding. The transcript has a single exon. The record is from RefSeq and is a predicted model, not a curated record. Gene Ontology annotation, biological process: proton motive force-driven ATP synthesis; proton transmembrane transport. Bases 1 to 1647 code for a protein of 548 amino acids.